Messenger RNA from Oncorhynchus masou masou (cherry salmon), 8566 nucleotides. RefSeq names its product bromodomain-containing protein 4-like. Gene Ontology annotation, biological process: regulation of DNA-templated transcription; chromatin remodeling. The record is from RefSeq and is a predicted model, not a curated record. Gene Ontology annotation, cellular component: chromatin; nucleus. NCBI's taxonomy places the organism in Eukaryota, Metazoa, Chordata, Actinopteri, Salmoniformes, Salmonidae.
GAAACAGCCGAGCCAUUUUCAGCUUUGAAUAACCACCGCACGCUGCUUGCUGUGUGUGUGUUUGCGAGAGAGAAGAGCUACGAGAGAAAGGGAAGAAGCAAGCUCUCCUGGAUAUUUAUUUUUUUACCGGAGCCCUCUCCUUCCUUUCGCACUCUUACUGCUUGUGAGGGGGGAGGCCCGGGGUGGACACACAAUGGGGCGAGGAGCCUGUGGCUACUGGGCCGUUGUAUUGCUGCUGAGAGGGGGAGGGGGUCGAGCGAAGGAGACCGGCACACACAGCUAACUCAGCCAGCCGGCUCCAGCCAGGCCUCAACAGGCUCAAUCUUACCCUGCUCUCUGGCCCUUUUCUGUUUUUUUGUGGGGGGGUUUAAGGAAUACCCCUCACUUAAACCUGGAUCUAUGGAUUAAUCGUGUGUGGAUUAUUGUUUAUGGAUUUUGUGAAACUGAUUUAUAUUGGAACCUUAAAAAGAACCGAUUUCUCUCUUCCUGUGUUUGUGGGAAAAGGAGAGAAAGGGAGCCAAACUUCUCCUGUUUUCUUUUUUUGCUUUGUGUUGAGGGAAGCUUCUAGAUGGAUUACAAAAUGCAUGCUAAGUCUAACGAUCUGCUGGAUUUUCAGACUCUGGAUGCCCUCUUGGAAAAAAUUGCACAUUAUUCUUCUGUCUCUGUGAAAAGAGAGCCUAGUGAGGAGUGCAAUGGAAUCAUCGGUGCUCUCUCAGUGGAGUCGUCCGCGCCGCCGUCGAGACUAAACAACUGGUCGCCCGCGGCCGCCCCAACCCUUACCCCUGCUCCAGCCCCUGUGCCCGCGCCCCCAGUCACCUCUGCAAGAAUGGGGGACGGCCUGGACGCAACCACAGUGCAGAUGUCUUCGUCGGGCAGCAGUAGUAGCAGCCAGGGGGGGCAGGCCCAGCCAUCCACCUACGUUCCAACCGUGCCAGAGUUUAACCCGCCGCCCCCGGAGUACAUCAACUCAUCGCAGCCCAAGCGGCAGACCAACCAGUUGCAGUACCUGCUGAAGGUGGUGCUGAAGACCCUGUGGAAGCACCACUUCUCCUGGCCCUUCCAGGCACCCGUCGAUGCUGUCAAACUCAACCUGCCGGACUAUUACAAGAUUAUUAAAGUUCCUAUGGAUAUGGGAACAAUCAAGAAGCGACUUGAGAACAGCUACUACUGGAACGCCCAAGAAUGUAUUCAAGAUUUCAACACCAUGUUCACCAACUGCUACAUUUACAACAAGCCUGGAGAUGACAUAGUGCUAAUGGCUGAGCAGCUGGAGAAGAUGUUUCUCCAGAAGAUUACUGAGAUGCCUCAGGACGAGACGGAGAUUGCUGUCAUGACCGGCAAGGGACGAGGCCGGGGCCGACGGGAAGGAGGUCUGAACUUGAAGCCAGGCCCGACUAUGGAUUCUCCGUCCACCACCCCCCAGACACGGGGCUUCUCCAGCCACUCCCCAGGCCCUCAGACCAGAGGACUACCAGUGCAGCAACAGACCCAGGACCAGGGGCCACCAGCUCUACCUCCUCAGCCCCUCAUGCAGGCCCUGCCCUCCCGCGUGCCCCCAACGCUACCUGUCCACACCCAUGCGCCACAGCUGGGGGCCCCCUACUCACUGGGCCCGUCGGAUCUGCCUCUCCAGGCCCCUCCUAAGCUCCCGAUUAUGACCUCUGUGCCUCCUCCACCCACCCAGACCACUCUGCCCCCCACCUCCAUCCAGAGCACUGCCCCCAUACUGCAGAACCCCGUGCCCAUGGCCAAACAGAGAAAGAGCCAGAAGAGGAAAGCAGACACGACCACACCCACGGCCAACGACCAGCUGAGUGAGUCUUCUCCAGCCGAGUCCAAGUCGGGGAAGACGCUGCCGCGACGUGAAAGCGCCAGGCCCACCAAGCUAAUCAAGAAGGAGGCUCCAGACUCCCAGCACCACCUGGGCCUUGGGAUAGGUCUCAGUCUAGGGGGACCCGGAGGACCAGGGGUAGGGGCUCAUAGCCCCAAGCAGCAGGAGCAGCUACGGUACUGCUCCAGCUUGGUCCGAGACAUGUUACAUAAGAAGCACGCGGCCUACGCCUGGCCCUUCUACAAGCCAGUAAACGUGGACAUGCUGGGGCUGCACGACUACCACGACAUUAUCAAACACCCCAUGGACCUUGCCACCGUCAAGUUGAAGCUGGACAACAGGCAGUACAGAGACGCCCAGGAGUUUGCUGCCGACGUGCGGUUAAUGUUCUCUAACUGCUACAAGUACAACCCACCCGACCACGAGGUGGUGGCUAUGGCACGCAGACUACAGGACGUGUUUGAGAUGCGCUUCGCCAAGAUGCCAGAUGAGCCCGAGGAGAUGUUGGUUUCGGCUCCUGCCCCCGUGCUGCUCCAGUCCUCCGCCCCCAUCAUCAAGGCCCAGCCGCCGCCCAUCCUAAACCCUGCCUCUUCCAUCCUAGGUCCUGCCUCCUCGGUCAAACACCCCGCUUCCUCCUCGGACAGCUCCAGUGAUUCGUCUUCUGAGUCGGAAUCCUCCACAAACGACUUGGAGGAGGAGAGAGCCCAGAGACUGGCCGAGCUACAAGAACAGCUCAAAGCUGUCCACGAGCAGCUGGCGGCCCUCUCGCAGCCACAGACCAGCAAACCAAAGAGAAAAGAGAAGGAGAAGAAGAAAGACAAGCACAAAAGGAAAGGAGCGGUGGAGGAGAUCCCGGAGCCGGCCAUUCAGUUCCCCAAGAAGACCAAGAAUAACAGCAGCAGCAACAACAACAAGGAGCUCCUGCCCAAGAAGACCAAGAAACCCAGUAAGAAGGAGGGAGGUGCGGUGAAGAACAACCACUCUGCAGCCCUGGGCCCUCAGGCAGCGCUGCAGCCCCCAGCUCUGCAGCCCGUGUCGGGCUUGGGGGAGGGCCUGGAGGACGACCCGGCUGGAGCCCCCGGGGAGAAUGGUAGGCCCAUGUCGUAUGAGGAGAAGAGGCAGCUGAGUCUGGACAUCAACAAGCUGCCCGGCGACAAGCUGGGUCGUGUGGUCCACAUCAUCCAGUCCAGAGAGCCCUCGCUGAAGAACUCCAACCCCGACGAGAUCGAGAUAGACUUUGAGACGCUCAAGCCGUCCACGCUGAGAGAGCUGGAGAGAUACGUGUCGUCGUGCCUCCGCAAGAACAAGAAGAAGGUUCCUGUGGCAGAGAAGACCAUGGAGGCCAUGACUGCCGCCAAGAUCAAGGCCAGCUCCUCCUCUGACUCCGACAGCAGCGACUCCAGCUCCUCAGACAGUGAUGAGGAGAAGGGAAUCCCUCCUAAACAGAAACAGAAGAAAGGCCACGGGACCAAUGAAGGGAAGAAGCCCCAUCUCCACCAUACCAUGUCUGGAGCUGGGCCCCUCCCCCAGGGCCACCCUCACCCCCAGGGCCACCCUUACCCCCAGGGCCACCCUCACCCCCAGGGCCACCUUCACCCCCAGGGUCCUGUCCUGCAGCCCAGCAUCCACCUGAAGCAACAACAGCACCAUAACCCCUCCCCCGCCACCUACAUGGCCCCUCCCCCGGUAACGGUCACGGCGUUGGAGUCCUCCCAGUUGCUGGAGAACACGUUUGAUUUGCUGCCCCACUUCGGCCAGCAGCCACUCAUGCACCUGUCCCAGCACCACCACUCCUCGUCGCCUGCCUUGCCCCCCCACCUCAACGUUCACUCGGCAGCGGGGCCGGUGUCCCCAGAGACACACCCCUUUCUCAACCAGCACCCCAACCCUAACCCAGCUUUGCACAACGCCUUGCCCCAGCAGCCAUCUCGACCCAGCCACAGGGCAGCAGCUCUACCUCCCAAACCCCCACAGCAGCAGCAACCAGCGACCCAGCCAACCCUACUACUACAACAACAGCUCCAGCCACAAGCCCCUCCACCCCAGCACCACCUCCAGCCCCACAUUCUCCACCCCGCCCCCCCCCAGUCCCUGCAGCAGCGGCCCCUUUCCCCCCCCACCCUCACCCCUCAGGGCCUGAUGUCCUCCCUGCCCCCCCAGAUGCUCCUGGAGGACGAUGAGGAGGUGAUUCCGCCCUUACCCCUCAGCCAGGUGCAUCUCUACCUGCAGCAGCUCCAGCAGGGACAGAGCCAGGGAAGACCUGGCCAACAACCGCACAAUCCCCAGCAGAUCAUGCAGUCUCUCCAGAUUCGCCAACAACAACAGAACCAGGCUCCCCUCCUGCAGUCUGUACAGCCACCCCAGCUCUCAGUCCAGCUUCCCCACCCCGAGUCCAAACCCACCCCCCCCUCGCGCCAGCCCCAGCAGAUCCUACCCCCGCACCAGGUAGCCCGCCACCUGCAGCAGCAUGCACAGAUGGGUUACCCCUCCCAGGGGCCUGGGGCGCAGCAGACGGGUCAGUCAGACAGGCACGCCUCAGCAGGGCAACACAAGGGUUCCAUGCAGUCCUCCGCCAAAGCACAGCAUAUCAUCCAGCAACACCUCUCCCCUCGACAGAUCAAGGCUGAUCCAUACAACAGCGGGCACCUAAGGGAGAACCCCUCCCCCAUCAUGAUGCAUUCCCACCUCCCCCAGUAUCCCCCCAUAACGCACCAGUCUCCGCCACACAACCUGCAGCCCAAGAAAGAGCAGCGUGCGCCCCCGGCCCUGGUAGUCUUGAAAGAAGAGAAGUUGCCUCCCUCUCCAGUGAUGAGAGGAGGAGAGCCUUUCAGCCCAGCCAUGAGACAAGACCCUCACAAACACCUAGAUUGCCACAGCAAGCCCUCUCUACCAGGUCACACACAUCAGAAUGUAAAGUCGAUGGACAGCUCUCGGCCGGUCAUCCGUUCCUCAGAGCCCAGCGGUCCUCCCUCCUCCUCCUCCCUGCCAGACAAGGACAAGUUCAAACAGGAGCCCAAAAUGCCCGUCGCGCCCAAAAAGGUACAGGAUGUGAAACUGAAGAACAUGGGUUCGUGGGCCAGCCUGGCCCAGAAGCCCACGUCAGCACCCUUGUCUGCAGUGAAGUCGUCUAGCGACAGCUUCGAGCAGUUCCGCCGGGCCGCCCGGGAGAAAGAGGAGAGAGAAAAGGCUCUUAAGGCCCAGGCAGAGCAGGCUGAGAGGGACAAACUGCGCCGGGAGCAGGAGAAACUACGUGGUCGUGACAGGGAUGAUGAGGAUAUCCUGGAGCCUCAGCAGCAGUCGAGGAGGGUUCAUGAGGAGCCUCGAAGCAGACGUCUGGAGCAGCAGCAACACAUCCAGGCCCCCAACCAGCAGCAACCCCAGGCACCAGCCCCCCAGGCCCAGCCCGCUGCCCUCCCCCAGCCCCCACAGGCCCCCACGCCGCCCCAGCCCUCAGCCCAGGACCAGCAGAGGGAGCUUGCGCGACGCCGCGAGCAGGAGAGGAGGAGGAGAGAAGCGAUGGCGGCAACCAUUGACAUGAAUUUCCAAAGCGACCUGAUGGCUAUCUUUGAGGAGAACUUGUUCUGAUGACGAGAGAACCCCCAGAAACUUAAAACUGCAAAAAGAACACAUUAUGGAAUGGAACAUUUCUUAUGAAAUGGAAUCUUUUGUAUGACAUCAAAGAUGGUGGGGGGGGGGGGUAAAUGAACCAAGAUACAGGACGUGAAUUAAACAAUCCCCCCGCAGAGCAGAGAGGGUGAUCUUCAGCUGGACUGGCCCAGACUGGCAAGAUGCUACUGGGCUGUUACCUGCUCUGCUAUGCAGCCUCUUUGGAAGUAAGGUGCCACAUUGAAGGAGCAACAUAAACAGGAUAUUUUCAACCACGUUUGGUGUCGUUUCUCUGGGGAUUUGACCCUUGUUGUUGCUCCUGGCAACAAGACAUGAGGGAAAGGACUCCUGGUGGUCAUGUAAUGUCACACCUGUUUGAUACUUUCACAUGGGACAGAGCAAAGGAGAACAAUGUUGUAAAUGGAAGUUAAAGAUGAUAACAGAAAAACACAGUAACGGUGACAUGCUCUGAGAAACAAAGUACUGAUGCGUAUGUACAUACCGAGACCGAGGCGCUCAUAUAGACUGCCAAGACAGACGUCUUUCUGAUAAGAGGAGAGGCAGAAUAAGUAUUUUUAUGUGAUCUGCUUUUCGUUUUGUUAUAGAAAGAACACAUGAAAGGAAAUGGUGGGGACGUGUGUGUGUAUAGAGGGGGAGCGAAUUUAACUUCGGACAUGUAUUUUUUGUCAGGAGAGGAGGUACAGUACAGCUUUGCCUUCUCCCUCACUCCUGUCCAUUGUCCACACACACACACAGACAGUACAUAGGCCUAUCUCUCCCUUGCCUGGGCAUACGAACAAAUCAGUAACAACAAAGUAUGGGACAGUCUGCCGGCAGCGGGAGGGGGAAAGCGGAUUUCUUUUUUCAUUAUGUAGGAUCUACUGUAAAGAGGUAUUUUCUUAUUCUAUGAUUACUGUUUAUUUGUUUGUUUUUAUAUAUAUAUAUAUAUUUUGUUUUUACCCCUCCCUCCCCAACACACUUCCCCCACCGUCUAUGCCAAACAACCAUUACCUUUUUAAUUUUUAAUGCUGAACUCCUCUCACUUCUAAUUUUUGUUUAUGCUUCUUUGUUCAAAUAAAGUGUUUGUUUUUUUUAAUAUAUAAAUAGAUUUUUUUCCCCUUGUCCUCUUCACCCCUCUUCAAACAAAGCAUUUAGGUAGUUGUUUUAAGAGGAUAAAACCUAAUAUAUGCAUUAUUCCAUCAAGUGUUAAUUAAUUAAAGAACCAUUUGAAGUUGUCAUAUUUCAUGUUUUCUUCCUCAUCUAAAGCUGGAGCAAAACAUUCUGAUCAGUACUAGAGGCAAGAGGCUCAGUCCCAAAUGGCACCUGAUUCCCUACAUAGUGCACUAAACAGAGAAUAGGCUCCCAUUUGGGAUGAAGUCAGAGUCCAGUUGUUUCUAGAGCUAUGUCUUGGUUGGUUUGACUCAAGUUGAGUUCACCAUCACUGUAACACCUUAUUGUGUAUUAUUGCUCUUAGAGACAGCUAGGAAAGUAGUCAUUAAUUAAUGGCAUUUUCCUCUUUGGAGCUGAUUCACAAACUAUUGAACCAGAGAAUCCAAUAACUAUUACUGAACUGUUUGAUUUUUAAACUGUGUUUGAUUCCUCCCUGUUCCUUGCUUGUAUAUUAUCCUGGAAUUUGCAUAGUUAAAAUGAAAAUGUUACUUUAUCCACACUAGCAUACUACUUAAAAAAAAAAAGCAAUGUAUUGGUCAUGCAAUAUAAGUGGUGUGCUGGUAUGGUUAUUAGAACAUAUCCAAAGGGUUCUAAUCUGGUAGUGAGCCCGCCACUCUACUAUGUCAUUUGGGGACAAGGAAUGGGAUAAGAGGCAAACCUCAAAACAUAAUUAGUUCUAACAGCAACUUUAUUGGGCUCUUAUAAGAACAGAUGAGACACUACUCAUCGAUGUAGUUCCAUGAUGCAGCCAGGAUGCAGCAUUACUUUUGACCAGGUUACUGUAGUGUACUAUAUAGGAAAUAGGGUGCCGUUUGGGAUGUACCUCCACCCUCCAGACUUUACUAAUACAGAGACUAAAAGAGAGCUCCACCUCCUGGCUAGUCUGUGCGUGAGUCUUGCUGUUAAUAUUAUGACUACAAUUUUGAGGGAAACUUUUAGCUGUACAAAUUUGAGAAAUAAGGAAAUUGCAUAAAAUUUGACGACAUAUGUUCUAGAAAACCCUACAAAAACAGCUCUGAUUUCUGUAAUUUUUCUUGUUCGAUUCUAGUGGAUACAUGUGAGUUCUAAUUCUGUUGGCGUCACAGGUCGAGGGUCACGACGAGAUGACCUCUGACCCGGUCCUCUGUGUUUUCUCUUAUGGUGUAAUUCUCCAGUGCCUGUAUUGUUCUAGGAUUCUAGUUGGCAUAUAUUACACUUGGGGUAGAUACGGAAGGGGAGGUGUAAUAUUUGAUGGGGAGGGAGAUUUAGGAUAUGCUUGUGUAAAAAGUAAAAGUCAGCAUUUUAUAUUUGACCCAAUUAACGAUAUUCAGGUUUAAAUCUAGUUUUAGCUGGACUUCUGUGGUAUGAGUGUACACUUGACUCAACUACUUUAUAAUUUUCAAUCAGUACACUUUUAAGUAGACAUGUCUCUGUGCCGCGCCACUUUAGCAUUUGUGUGUCAGAAUGUUUGUGUGGAUGAGUGUGUAUGUAUGAUUUUAGUAUGUGGCGCAGGGACGCAUGUGCCCCUUUGUAGAAAAGCAUUUUAAACGGGGAUGAAGAUUAAUAUACAAAAUGCUACAAGAGAACGAGUUUCUUGGCUAAAGUCAGUCAUUUUGAUGAAUUCCACCAUAUAUGAAUAGCCUACAUAUAAUUUUGUUUUGUUAGACAAGUUGUGAAAAAGUCAAAUACUUUUUCAUUCCUUCAAGCCUUUUAUUAAUUCCUUAAUUUUAUCCCCAUGGUAACUGAUGGAAGUUAUGUGCCAUAGAUAUGGAUUCUUCAGAAUGUGCUCAGCAGAGUUUGCUUUAUUCAGGUAUUUUAUUUUGUGUUACAUUUUUGGUCUUGUUUUUGGGGGGGGGGGUUUGUGUAUCAUUUUCCUUGAUUUAUUGUUUGGUAUGUGAGUGGUCUGUCGGUCAAUGAUUAAAUCUGUUAUGAUCAUGGAGUAAACUCAUCUCUUUUAUAGAAAAUAAAAAAUAAACAAUG